AUGGAGGGAGUCGGCGCUGUCGCAAACGUCGUCGUCAACCUGUCUGUUAAAGUCGCCACGCUCUGCUCUCAGUAUGCCGAAGACGCCAGGAGCGCCAGGAGCGACAUCGAGGAGCUGCGCGACGAGGUGACGACGCUAAGAAGAGCCGCCAAAUCAGCACGCCGCCUGAUCAAGGAUCAACAUGGCGCCAGCUUGGAGGCCUCUCGAGACAUGGAGGACGCCCUUCGGGAAAGCCUCAAUGUGCUGCGAAAAUUGGUGGAGAGCCUUCAGUAUAGCACUGGUCGCAGGUUUAUGAGGCUGUUUCGCAUCAGGGUGUUGAGAUGGCCAUUGAAGAGGAGGGACGUUAAUCAGAAGAUUAAACGGAUUAGGAGAUGCACGAAAAGGAUCAAUUUGGCUCUUCAGGUCUAUCAAACGUACACCAUGGUCUCUAUGGAACAGCGCAUGCUCAUGCACAUGUUGCCUACUGCACUGGGUGCACUGUACGACUCACGCGAAGAAGAAGAUGGCGCUACUUGUUUGACGGGUACCCGAGUUGAGUUACUUCGAGACAUAGAUGAUUGGGUCAACAGUCGGAAAGCUCCCACCGUCUUUUGGCUCAACGGAAUGGCCGGCACCGGAAAGUCGACAAUAUCCCGGACUUUUGCAGCAACUGCAGCUAUGCAUCGAUAUCUAGGUGCUACAUUCUUUUUCAAGAGAGGCGAGAUCGACAGAGGGAACAUGUCCAGGUUCUACACAACCAUCGCCUACCAACUUGUUCGCUCCAUGCCUGACCUCGUCCCGCACAUCAGAGCAGCUAUCGACGGAACACAUUCCGUCACAGAAAUGUCCGCCGAUAAGCAGUUUGAAAAACUCAUCUUGCAACCUUUGAUGCGUGUCCGAAAUAGGAAUAGGACAACUCUUGCGAUCGUCGUGGACGGCCUGGAUGAGUGUGAUGGGCAUGACGACGUGCGGCGCCUGAUUACUCUCUUAUCUGACUUUAAAGAUGUCAAAAAUUUCCGCAUCAGAGUUCUCAUUACGAGCCGAACAGAACUACCGAUUCGACUAGGUAAUCACGACGGUCGGGACCAUCACAGGAAUUUCGUGCUUCACGAGAUAUCAGAAACUGUUGUCGAACACGACGUUGAGAUUUUCCUAAAGUUCAGGCUCGAUCAAAUCAGGAGGAACUACAACCGCUCAGUCUCAAGGGACAGACAUCUACCAAAGGACUGGCCUGGGCCAAGAGAUACGGCAACACUCGUCCGGAUGGCUGGCCCGCUCUUCAUCUUUGCCACCACAGUCUGUCGAUUCCUCUCGGACAGGAGAUGUGGCAAUCCCAGAGAACAGCUACGAAAAGUAUUGAAGUACAGGACGAGGAGUCAAGAAGCCAAAAUGGAAGCGACUUAUCUCCCACCACUGGAGCAACAGUUGGCGGGACUCUCCAACAGUGGAAAGGGACAAGUCCUGGAUGAUUUCCGAACCGUUGUUGGGACCAUUGUUCUUCUCGAAACGCCGCUCUCAGCACCCGCUUUGGCCCACCUCCUUGAUGUCCGAGAAGACACAGUUCAUGCGAGAUUGGACGUGCUCCAUUCCGUGCUGAACGUACCACAAUCUCCAGACUCCCCCAUCCGGUUACUCCACCUAUCCUUUCGAGAUUUCCUAACUGACCCUGAGAGAAAAGGAACCGAUGAGUUCUGGGUGGAUGAAAAGUACUGGAACGGCCAUAUUACCUCAUGCUGCCUUCGCAUCAUGAACGAUGCCCUGGAAGAAGACAUUUGCGGCCAGGUUCACCCAGGUGCUGAUCGCUCAAGCUUACGACGGGGACAAGUGGAUUCGUCUAUCCCACCGGAAUUGAAAUAUGCUUGCCGUUUCUGGGCUCAUCACAUGCAGAAUGCGGAGAGGAGCUUCUACCGCGACCAAGAGAUCUACAACUUUCUGUCCAGCCAUUUUCUUCAUUGGAUAGAGGUCCUUAGCCUCAUUGAAAGGCCUGCCGAGAGCUAUCACAUUUCGAAAAGCCUCCAAGUAUUUCUACAUAAUACACCCUGUUCCGAGCUUGGCCAGCUCUUGAAAGAAGCCCCCAGCUUUAUCCAGAGGAACUUGGCCAUCAUCGAAUCACACCCACUCCAGUUAUACUCUUCCCUUCUCAGCAUCACCCCAGAGAACAGUGUGAUGCGGAGACUCUUCUGGGGCGAAGGUCCUUCAUGGGUAUCCCUUGUUCCAGCCCCCGACUCUCACUGGGGCCAAGUCCAAUACACCUUGGAAGGCCACAAGGGAACCGUCAACGCUGUUGCUUUCUCUCCGGACUCUUCUCUCCUGGCUUCAGCCUCAUCAGAUCACAAUGUCAGGAUCUGGCGUGUGGAAACAGGUGAAUGCAUCCGAGAAUUUCAGAGACAUAAACGCCCUGUAAGGGACGUCAAGUUCUCACCCGACUCGGCGCUCAUAGCAUCCAAAUGCGACGAGUCUAUCCGGAUCUGGAAAAGCGAUACGGGUAUACAACUCGAGAAUCUAGCCAUUCAUGGGAAUCACAGAGAAUGCCCAGUUGAGUUUUCACCAGACUCUAAACUUCACCUUCAUUCCGAGUCCGACGACACAGUCCUUGUCCGCUGGGUUGAGACGGGCGAAGUCGUGCAGAGCAUCACGACCCCUUACAGUGGCAGGAGCCGCGCCACUUUGACACAGUUUUCUCCAGACGGCGCAAUUCUGGGGUCAAUACAUGAAGACAAAACCGUCAAGAUCUGGGAAAUCGCGACGGGCAAUUGUCUGCACAUUCUCAGCGGUUUCGCAAGCGAAGUAAAGGCCAUGUCCUUCUCUCCAGACAUGCGUCUAGUCGCUUCAGGGUCUGCCGACAAGAUGGUGCACAUCUGCUCCAUCAGCUCUGGAAGCAAUCUCCCUCUAUCAGACGAAAGCAGACACCCCAUUCAAGCCAUGGUGCUAUCUCCAGACGGUUCCGUCGUUGCAUCCUUCUCCGCAAACAGAGAGCUGGCCCUGUGGAGGAUAGAUACCGGUGUUUGC
Fusarium vanettenii 77-13-4 is the source of this 2988-nucleotide messenger RNA. RefSeq lists its product as uncharacterized. The transcript has 4 exons. The annotation marks the transcript as partial. Gene Ontology annotation, molecular function: protein binding. The record is from RefSeq and is a predicted model, not a curated record. NCBI's taxonomy places the organism in Eukaryota, Fungi, Ascomycota, Sordariomycetes, Hypocreales, Nectriaceae.